AUGCCACCUAGACUACCUCUCAAGGGCUUCUUGGCCGCUGCUCGAUCUGCCCUCACAGCUCCCCCAGCCCAAAGAUCGAGUCCUCUCACCCUGGUGAUUGGCAAUGAAUCCGCAGACUUGGAUUCACUCUGCUCAGCCGUAGUGCUGGCGUAUAUCCGCUCCAACACAUCUCACACUCUACACAUUCCCCUCUCAAACAUUCCCCGGUCUGAUCUUGUUCUGCGAACUGAAAUGACCGCCGUCCUGCAACAAGCCGGAUUAACCCCCACAGACAUCCUCACGUUAUCUGAACUCCCCGACCUCAAGCCCGAAGACACAGAGUGGUUUCUGGUAGACCACAACGCCUUGACGGGCGACUUGAAGAAGUUCCAGUGCCGAGUCAUCGGCUGCAUCGACCACCACGUCGACGAGAACGUCACCAGCCAGGAUGUCAAGCCACGCAUUGUCGAGCCCUGCGGAAGCUGCAUGAGUCUCAUCAUCGAAGAAUCUCGUGCAGCAUGGGACGCCUUUGCUCCGCUAGAAACUGAAGAUACCGCUGCCGAGGACGACAACCUGGCUAAACUCGCCUUGGCACCCAUUCUCAUCGAUACUCUAGAUUUAAAGGAAGAGCACAAGGUCAAACCAAAGGACAUCCUCGCCGUAGAAUAUCUGCUCACAAAAGUCCACCAUCAUACUCACUUCCAACAAACCACAUUCUUCAAGGAUAUCACCGCCGUCAAAGAGGAUAUCUCGAAGCUUAGCUUUUACGACAUCCUCCGCAAAGACUACAAGGAGUGGGAAGAAGCGGGUCUUAAGCUGGGCAUAAGCUGCAUUGUCCAAAACUUUGAUUACUUGCUUGACAAGGCGAAAGAGCCUCACGACUUCAUCGAUGAACUAGCUUCUUGGGCCAAAGAGAGAAAACUCGACGUCGCCAGUGUCAUGACCACGUCGGAUCCUGGUGGAGAAUUCCAGCGCCACCUCCUCGUGUGGGGGAUUACGGACAAAGGAGUCGAAGCAGCGAAGAAUUUCCCCAGCGUUGCAAAGAGUUUGAAGCUGGAGCAGUGGAAGGAUGGAUUGUUGGAUGGUGAUGAUGGGAAGCGAAAAGCGUGGAGGCAGAAGGAUUUGUCUGCGAGUAGGAAGCAGGUUGCGCCACUGCUUCGAGAUGCCCUCAAGACUGUGGAUGGGACGUCCCAGUCACAGCUAUAG
This is a messenger RNA of Trichoderma aggressivum f. europaeum, 1185 nucleotides long. RefSeq lists its product as uncharacterized. The record is from RefSeq and is a predicted model, not a curated record. Gene Ontology annotation, cellular component: cytoplasm. Gene Ontology annotation, molecular function: exopolyphosphatase activity. Bases 1 to 1185 code for a protein of 394 amino acids. Lineage: Eukaryota; Fungi; Ascomycota; Sordariomycetes; Hypocreales; Hypocreaceae. The transcript has 2 exons.